Molecule: messenger RNA, 714 nt
Organism: Acanthosepion pharaonis
Lineage: Eukaryota; Metazoa; Mollusca; Cephalopoda; Sepiida; Sepiidae
Source: the annotation of a GenBank genome assembly
AUGGGGAACAAUUUAAAAUGGCGGAUCGGGAGUAAAAUCGGAGUUUCCACCCACUUCGUUUCUUUCUUUCUUUCUUUCUUUCUUUCUUUCUUUCUUUCUUUCUUUCUCGUAUUUCGUUCUUUCUUUCUUUCUUUCUUUCUUUCUUUCUCGUAUUUCGUUCUUUCUUUCUUUCUUUCUUCCUUUCUCGUAUUUCGUUCUUUCUUUCUUUCUUUCUUUCUUUCUUUCUUUCUUUCUCGUAUUUCGUUCUUUCUUUCUUUCUUUCUCGUAUUUCGUUCUUUCUUUCUUUCUUUCUUUCUUUCUCGUAUUUCGUUCUUUCUUUCUUUCUUUCUUCCUUUCUCGUAUUUCGUUCUUUCUUUCUUUCUUUCUUUCUUUCUCGUAUUUCGUUCUUCGUUCUUUCUUUCUUUUUUUCUUCCUUUCUCGUAUUUCGUUCUUUCGUUGUUUCACCAUUACAUUUCUUUCUUUCUUUCUUUCCAUCAUUCUUUCAUUCAGUUAUUCCUUUGCAUUAUAUUUCCUUCCUUCCUUCCUUCCUUCCUUCCUUCUUUCCUUCCUUCCUUCCUUCCAUCCUUCUUUCUUUCUUCCUUCCUUCCUUCCUUCCUUUCUCUUUUUUCUUUUCUCUCCCCCUUUUUUUCUUUUUCUACUGUAACAACUUAUUUUUCAUUCAACCCGUUUCGCCUUCUUUCUUGCCUUCGUUUUUCUUUCACUUUCUUUCUUUAG